AGGUAUAAAUUCUCCUAUUGACUAUCAAAUAAAUAUGUUAGAGUGAGAGUAAGAACCUACAAUAUCAAAGGAAGAACAAAAUAUCUUAGUAGUUGUUAGCAAGAGCUCUUACUAAAUUAGCACAUAAACAAUCAUUCUUGUUUGUAUAUAAGGUGUUUAUGUGACUUGGUAGAGCAGAGCAAAGCAAAAUGGCAAUGGCUUCGCCGAGUGUAACCCUUCAUUCUUCAUCUACAAUCAUCCCUAGCCACCCUACUCCCCAUCGCACACUUACAUUAUCAGAGAGCGACCAAGCAAUGUUGGAGGGUUAUAUUUUCAUCAUUUAUGUGUACAAAAAAGCCUUUGAUAUUGAUGCUUCUUCACUCACCAUUGAUUCCAUGAGAAACUCGUUGAGCCAGAUAUUGGUUCCAUAUUAUCCUCUAGCUGGCCGUCUCCGAUGGAUUGAUGGCGGUCGUCUCGAGAUAGAUUGUUGUGGUGCCGGAGUUCAACUCUCCGAGGCUGAAGCUUCCGCUGAUGCAAAGUUUGAUGAUUACGGUGACUUUGAACCCUCCGAUGCGACGAGACAACUCGUUCCAAAACCUGAUUAUCGCGCUCCCAUCGAGGACCAACCGUUGGUUCUUGUGCAAGUGACGAGAUUCAGCUGCGGUGGGGUUGUGAUCGGCAUUGCUGUUUCUCACUUUGUGGUCGAUGGGAUUUCGGUCAUUACGUUUAUCAACUCGUGGGCGAGCAUCGCACGAGGAGAGAAGACGGUAGAGAGUAUUAUCCCUAAGUGGCCAAAUCACGAGAGAGACUUUCUACGACCAGUACUCGACCCACUGCACUUCCAUCAUCAAGAGUACGAAUCACCUCCACUUCUGAUCGGUCAUUCAUGCGUCGAGGAGGAGCGGAACAAACAAACCACCGUCGCAUUGCUAAAACUCACAAAACACCAACAUGAGAAACUGAAAAAGAUAGCAAAUGAAGGAAGUUCAAUGUUACGACCAUACACAAGAUUUGAGGCCGUGGGAGGGCAUAUAUGGGCGUGUGCUUGCAAGGCUCGCAACAGUACAACAACAUGUGAAAGCGACCAACCGACAGCGGCCCUUAUCACGGCCAGUAUAAGGCAGCGGAUAAGGCCACCUCCCCCUGAAGGAUUCUGUGGAAAUGCAACUUUGUUGACUGUGACACCAAUAUGCAAGUUUGGGGAUCUUAUAAAGAAUCCGCUCAGUUAUGCUGCAGGGAAAAUAAGAGAAGGAACAUGGAAACUUACAGACGAAUACAUCAAGUCGGCGAUUAGCUUUCUGGCGAGUAGAGAAAUUGAGUGGAUAAAAGAGUGGUAUCGAACUAAAGCAACUCCUUUCUGGGGCAACCCAAACCUGGACUUGGGGUGCUGGACCUUGAUGCCACUUUACGAUGCCGAUUUUGGAUGGGGAAGACCAUCGUACGUCGGUCCGAUUCCGUUGGUAGUCGAUGAUGGGUGGUCGAUAAUCAUGACGGGUCCAGAUGAUGGAUCUCUCGCCGUGGUCAUAUGCCUGCAGACCAAGCAUAUGGAUGAGUUUAAGAAGUUAUUCUAUCAAUAUUUGUGAGCCAAAUUGAUUUUAUUUUGAUGAGCGAGCAUGGUUUUUAAGUAAAUUACAAGUUUUUAAAUCAAAUCAAUAGCUAUCAACAUAAAUUGUCUUUCAUUAUUGAUACGAAUAUUGAAACGAAACUGUCAUAACUUUGAGCAUGAGAUUCGCUAGAGAACUUGAAAGAACUUUUAUUGACAAACUCUUUCGAAAAAUCUCAAUGUGCUAAAAUUGAUCUUAUAAUAUACUUCCACCGCAUAAAAGAAAUGUCUCUAUAGACCUUAAAUUUUUUCGAUAUUUUAAUUUCUCAUUUCUGUUUUUUUCUUUUUAUUGAUUUUUAGUUGCAGUAAAUUUUCUUGGAAUAAAUAUACAAAAAUAUGUAAUUAAUAGGCAACCUCUUUCCCUCCUUUCUAUGUUUUCACUCUCCAUCAYAGUGUCUUCAUAUUUAGAGAGUUAAAAGAUAGAUCACAUUCCAUACAAUGAAAAUAUUGUCGACAAAGACUUGCUCUAGACACGAUAAUUUUCAUCAUCCAGGCUCAAGCCCAAUUCAAACAAACCAGGCCACCUCCAUGGUGUGGUUGUGGAAGGUUGGGGAUGUUGCUACUCGAUAAUCAAUUUUGAAACAACUUAUUUUCGAUCUCUUUCAGAUAUGUGCUAGUGUCGGUGCUAGAUGAUCAAAUUAAUACGCUACCCCAUAUCAUGUUUCCACUAGCCUUGAUCAAAUUGGCAACAUGUGCCUCUGCCCCGUACAGGUUUCAGUCUAUACGYAUGAUCAAAUCCUUACCUAUAACCACUUAGAAACUUUAUGCCUCUACCCUAUUAAUUAAUAGUUAA
Molecule: messenger RNA, 2375 nt
Organism: Momordica charantia (bitter melon)
Lineage: Eukaryota; Viridiplantae; Streptophyta; Magnoliopsida; Cucurbitales; Cucurbitaceae
Source: RefSeq, a predicted model, not a curated record